Drosophila kikkawai is the source of this 4041-nucleotide messenger RNA. RefSeq names its product serine/arginine repetitive matrix protein 2. The record is from RefSeq and is a predicted model, not a curated record. NCBI's taxonomy places the organism in Eukaryota, Metazoa, Arthropoda, Insecta, Diptera, Drosophilidae.
CACUGGUCGCCGCUCUCUGCUCUCCGCUCCGCACAGUUUUACCGUUUAGUUUUACCCAAGAGCAAGCAAUUUGGAGCGCGCGAAGCCUACUGCAAAUAUCAGUGAAAACCAAUAACUAUCGCCUAUUGCACAAAAAUAACAGCCGCAAACCGUGCCAGACUAAGCGUCAAAGUGCAACAUUGACGAGGCAACAACCGAAAACAGCACAAAAAACCAACAAAACACAGGGUCAUUGGCGUGUGUGUGUGUGGUACAGUUGGGUAGAAAAACAUCGCCGUUGCUGGGUUGCCACCUGGUUGUCGGCUCUCCGUCAAUUGGUGCCACCACUUUUCGGCCUCUGCAGUUGUGCAUCUUUCCGAUUUUUUUUUUUUUUUAAUCUUCAAAAGGCAUUUGUCCGCGCGCCAAUACUAAAGAAAAAUCGUGGAAAUCAGUUGCAAACUGCAGGCAAAGUCUGAUUUGCUGCCCCCGGAACGCAGUAGAGAAUAUUGAACGGCGGUGUGUGUGCAUUGCAGCAGCGCAGGCAGAGAGCGAGCGAACGGACGAAAAAGAGAGCGCGUUGUGAAAGUGCCUGGCAAAAGGAAACCAAUAAAAAGUGAAAACACAAACGCCCGAGAAAAUGUAAAGCUAUUUUAGCUAAGGCUAACUCCAUGAAAGAUGCGAGCUGGGAAGAAGCAAAUAGUUGAAAGCGGAAAGACACGUCCUUGCAUCGUUUACGUUAAGAAUCUGCGCGAGGAGGCAGAGCCCGCCGGCGCUAGACUGAGAAAGAGGGAUCCGCGGGAGCUGCAGAAGCAGCAGCGGGAACAGGCGCUGCGAGAGACACCGUCGCGUCGCCCGGGUCGUCCCGCAAUAGAAGCGAUCCAAAAGAAGCCAUUAUCCCGCACGCGGCAAUCAGUUGCCGCCAAAUCCCCUACAGCAACCGUCGACAGCCCCUCGCCGCCCCCUAAGGUCACCAGGGCGACGACAGCGACAACGACGCCCGCCACUGUCAUGGCGAAGCGACGAAGCACAUUGGUGCUGGGUAAUUCCCACCAAAAGUUGACGAGCAUCGGUGGACGACGCGGCACCCAAACGGAGACGCAUGCCACUCCAAAGAUGUAUAAGCAGGUUGCCAAGCAUUUGGCGCCCAGUAGUCCGCCGCCGACCAUUGCGGCCAGCCGCUCCAGGCGCUCCAUCAAGCCGAAUCCCAAGUACGCCAGCGAGGAUGUGGUCACGCCCAAAUAUAUGGCCUCCUUGAGCGGCGAAGGCAGUCCGGUCUCUAGCGGAUCACGCCACCGGUCGCAGGCGAAGCCGAUAUACGCAGAAAUUAACGAUCUGUUGGACUUGGACGACGAGGACAAUGACGAUGAACUGGCAGAUGCUGCAUUCAAUCCGCAAUUGCACAAGUCCGACGAGGACGACGACGAGGAGUUUAUCAGUGACGGGGAGUUUGAGCAGGAGUUGCGUCUCGAGAAGCUGCCGGCGGCGAAGCGCGGACGUGGACGUCCGCCGAAGGCCAAUAAUGUGAAGACGCCCAUCUCUGCGGCAGCAGCUUCCACCACUGCCGCCGGGGCUUCAAAUCGAGUAUUCCACAAAUUGGAAGUUAACUCGAGUCAGGGACGCACUGCACCCGCCACCAAUAUGCAGCAGCUGCGUCGCACCUUGGCCGGGGCAAUGGCUCGAAAUAAUGCCAGCAUGAUGGCUGAUGGAGGAGGAGCCAAACGGAAGCUGGAGGCUAGCGAAAGUGAGAGUCCCGUUGCUCGCAAGCGUCUGGUCAUCUCCUCGGUCGGUGGCAGUGGCCAACGCAGUGUGCCCGUGGUUAAUGGCGCCACCAAGAGGAGCACAACGCCCAGUGCUCACGCUAACAUCUCAAGGCCCAAGGUGGGGGCCGCCGGCAAUGCGUCGAGAAUGCAACCACAACGAACAUCUGAAGUUGUCUUUAAGGUUAAUCCCGCCACCCCGAAUACAUCCACGCAGAAUGCCACAAAUACCAGCACACGCUCCACAAGAGGAGCCGGAGCCGGUGGCGGAUCAGGAGCAGGAGCUGCCAGCAAAUCAUCACCGAAAGAAGAGUCUGAGGCCACAUUCACCAUAGUGAAUAUCGAUGACAUUAUGAACCAGGAUGAUGUGCUGAUCAGCAGAGCCAACAGUGCACUUGCUGCGGCCGCCUCCAGGACAAGCGGUGCCAGCAAAAAACUCGCCAAGGGAAGGCUCCGCAUGAAAGACAUCCUUUCCACCAGCAAUACGAUUGGAGCGGCAUUGGAAAAGAAGUUUGCCAGCAUUGAGAAAUCAACGCCGGUGUCCAACAACAACAACAGCAGCAGCAGUCAGGCGGCGGCGGCGGCGGCAGCCAAGCGAUUAAAGAUCCUGUCAAGCAAUAGCAGCAGCAGUGGGAACGCCACCAAGCCAAGAACUGCCAGCCAGGCGGCUCAAUCAGCUGCUGUGUCCAAGCCCCGGCCGCGCAUACUCAACACGGAGAUGGGCAAGAAGACGCAGCCAAUGAAGCCGCUAAUGAGCAUGGGCAAGGAGCUGUGCCCCACGGACGUGGACACUGAGGAGGAUGAUCCCGAUCCAGACCUGGACCUGGACCUUGAUCUCGAUCUCGAUGAGCCACCCGCAUCGAUUGUAACCAGACGCACUCCCAGACAGGCACCAGGACCAGCCACAGCAGAGCCCGGCAGUGCGGCAGCAUCCAACAAGUGGAGUAGCAGCAGCACCACCAACACCACCACCAAUCGCCGCAAAGUGCUUGCCACCACGGCCUCCACGGCGAAUGCCCGGGCCGAUAAAAAGGAAAGCAAGCUGCUAGCCGAUGUCCAUGACGAGCCGCCGGUUGUGUUCAAAAAGCCUGGCGGUAGCCCGCAGCUACGCAGCAAGGAGAACCAACAGGAGCAGCGCGACAAGGAGGAUGCGCCGCCAGCAAAGAAGGAUACAGCUUCAACUGCUACCGUGACCGCAUCCAGCGCAGCAUCCGCGACAACAACAGUUCUUAGCAGUCCACAGAAAUAUUUCCCCCCGGAGACAACCACCUUCAUGGAGGAGGAGGGUCGCCUGGUGAAGAAGAUUACGUGCUAUGAGACGUGGCAUGUGAUCAACUUGCCAACGGAAUUGCCAGCCUCGGCGAUAGCAGCCCGACAACAGCGCACCUGCCUGGAGCUGGCGCUGGUCAAGCUGGCCAAUGUGGCCGCUCGGCUCAAGGUGCCCUCCUCCAAAUGGAGCAGCAAGGUGACAUUGUAUAAGGUAUCGCCGACGCUAAUGCAGCGCCAAUCGAUGACCAUAUUCACCGGUGAUCUGCUGCCGUACAACAUACCCGAGGAGGAUCGCCACAAGUACCAGCCAUCGUGUGUUCUGUUCCGUCGCACGGCGUCGGACAGGACCAAGUCCGGUGUGCCCUACGAUCGGGCCAUUAUCUUCAAGAACAAGUGCUUCUAUGCCAACAUCGAUGGCAAGCAGGUGAAUCUGCUGGGUGCCCCCGAGACCGUGGACAACAUCAAGGAGGUGGAGAUAUUGCUGGACAUUGUCGAUCGUCUGACGCUCAAUAGCCAACUGGUGGAGAUGGUCAAUACGAAGUGAGGUGAAGAGGACAAUUAGGACUCGUAGUAGUAGCAUACUGUAAAAAAUGAUUCACACAGACACGAAAAUAUGGACACACUCUAAUUUGUUUGAACCACAAACGGAAACGGAAACUUGAAACGUUUACCCCUAUAUCUAUUACUUUUUUUUUUUGUAAAACCAUUAACUUAGUUUUAAAGCUUAGUCUAGCGUAAUUAUCUUUAUAUACACAUAUUAUAUAUAUAUAUAUAAUAUCGUAAAAAACAGAAGAUGGACAUAUACAUAUACAUGCAUGCAUACAUACAGUUGGAUGUGUAUGUGUGUGUUUAGUAAGGAGUAAUUUUAAUCGGCCCCUGAAAUUCGUCUCGGAACUGUGGACACGAACGAAGGCUCGGAUGAUGCACACACAGGAGCUGAAGUAGCAGGAGGAGGAGCAAUUAUUUUUCGAUUAAAUUAUGUUUUGAUUCAAGACCCUUCUCCCCCUCGAAAAUAAACAAUUAAAUAAAUAUCCAA